AUGGAAGCAGCUAUAAGAUGGUCGCCCCACUCAACACGCGACAACCGGCGCUUUUUGAUCAUUGACGUAGCAGGAAACCGACUGCGGCUCUGUCAGAUCGAUGACUUUGAGAAGAGCAAGGUCAAGUACAGGCAGAUAUGUAUUCGCGACAAAUUACCCAAUUACACCGCUUUUGACUGGUCCAAGAAGGAUCCCAGCAUUGUCGCUAUAGGGUCUGCCUCUGGAGAAGCCAUCGUUGUUACUCUAGACCCGGACAAGCCGGAGAAUGACUACGUUCACUCCUUUUCCAUUCGGCACCAAAGGAAGUGCAAUUCCAUCGCAUUUAGCUCAAAGAAUCUACUGGCUACGGGCCUGGAUAGGGUUAGAAACGAUGUCUGUCUCAACAUCUACGACCUGAAUGACUCGCGGUUUACCAGUAAGGAUGAGCCAUAUAGGAAGUUGGCGAGUUCAGAGGCUAUCUCGAGUAUCAAGUUUUUUGCCGGACAGCCGGACACGCUCGUUGCAGGCGUCUCGAGACAGUAUGUUCGCAUCUACGAUCUCAGAGAUUCGAGUACGACUGGCAUUGCUCAAUUUCAGACGCGCCAGGUACACAAUAUUGCCAUUGAUCCCUUGGACGAGAAUUACUUUCUCUCAGCUGGCACGGCAGGUGAUCCUACAGUAAUAGUCUGGGAUACGCGAUUCGUCAAGCAGCGCGGAACGUCCAAUGACACUGCAAAUAGUGGAGCCGUUCUUGAGUUCAAGCCUGUCGUCGAUAACUCCCACUCGGCAUCUAUCUGGAGUCUACGCUAUUCUGGCACCAAGAGAGGAACGUUUGGUGUUCUUGCCAAUACAGGCGAGUUUAGAGUUAUCGAGAUGGCGCAGCAUUCUCAUCAGCCGGCUAAGACUGCGGAUACGCCAUUCGCUCGGACAUGGGCGUCCCCGUACUAUACGAAAGCUUCACAUCAUCUACGGUACCCUUCGCAUGACAAGACAAAUCAACAGGACGAGAAGGGGCGCGUCAUGGCUUACGACUUCAUGACUACUGGUAAUACCCUCAGUGGGCAAUGUGCAUUAGCUUUGCAUUCAAAUCGCGAGGUUGAGGUUUUGAGGGUACCGCCACCGGUGCCUCGCCUCAAUGUCAGCGCACUCGAAGAGAUAUACAAAGACCGGACUUGUAUUGCGAGGCCAAGUUCGCCCCAUGGCACGAUCGCAGAUGACCUUAGUGAAGUGCAAAAUGAAGUACUGGGCGAGAAGUACGGCUUCAACCAGGACGACAGAAGCAUUCUCUCGGCGAGCAUGGAUAGAAUGCGCCUCAGCAAUAGCCAGCGGAACCGUCCUCUACUUUCAGCAACACAUCCCAGCCAUGAAAUUCACGAAGACCUUCUUAACCUAGGAUAUCCUCAUGUGAAACUUUCACUUAGCGACUACCUCGCAGUCUUGCAAGCCCCCAAGCGCCGCGUCCAGGAAGGAUACUCGCUUGAUUGUGCCCGCAACAAAGCCAUCGUUUCUAACGACCCCUGGCUUGUCGAUAUCUGGACCCUUGUCGACCGAAUGGAUGCACACGCUUCGGGUGACGGCAUGGUCGGCAAUGGCUUAGACUUGAUGUACCUGGGCGUGAGCUCGAUAUGGGCGAACGAAUUGACCAUGUACGAUGAGCGACUCAUCGACCCAGAUGCGAAGACUAGUCAGGAGAUGUUCAGUGACGCGGUCAAGGAGAUUGUCGAAGGGGCGGAAUUCCCUGCUUUCGAAGGCAUAAAGACAGAGUACCCCGAGAAUCGACAGUUGUGCCUGAGUCUCUGCGGAUGGUCACUCGACAAACUCGGUGUGCAAAAAAGUUGCCAAACCCUAGCAGACGAAGGAGAUAUCUACAAAGCCAUUGUCCUUGCCGUCUUCCAAGGCUACAAAGACGUGGCUCUCGCCUUGCUGCGCUCCAAACUUCAGCAGAAGAAGCUUCCACAAGAUGAUAUCGGCCUCGCUGCUGUAAUCUCCUGUGCAUCGCCUUCAUCCGGUGUAUCCGCCGACCAGCGCGAAGCAUGUGCCUGGAUGGCAGACAUGACCUCCGAUCCCUACCUAAAAUCCCUCCUAGUAUACUUCAUCUCUGGCGAAUGGACCACGGUCGUAGGUAUGAGUCAGCUAUCGCUCAACGACCGUGUCGCAGUCGCCCUCAAAUACCUCUCCGACAGCCAACUCUCGCAUUUCCUCAACAUAGCCACGGCAGCCGUGAUACGCGAAGGCGAUAUCUCCGGCCUCCUCCUAACAGGCUUCACCACGCGUGCCCUCGACCUCCUCCAAGUCCACAUAUCCAAGCACCCGUCUAGAAUCCAAGACGCCGUGCUCCUCCUCUCGCGCGCCUGCCCGCUAUACAUCCAAGACGCACGCUGGACCCUGUGGAAAGACAUUUACCUCUCUCACAUGCAGACCUGGCGCACCUUCCUCGAACGCACACGCUACACCAAAGAGCACAAUCUCCGCAGCGUCACGCGAGAAGGCCGCAGCGUGAACAAACCAACCCAGCCUAGCCUGACGAUCCGCUGCCUUAAUUGCCAGCAAAACCUCGCUCUACGCAAGGAUCCCCGCUCUGCGAAACAGCGCCUCAUACCGACCCCAAAUCAGCCUUCUAAACCGACCAUUGGCCCGCAGAAACAGCGCCAGGCGUCUUCCCCGGCGCUCGCGUGUCCUAACUGUGCUACUCAGAUGCCUAGGUGUGGACUGUGCAUGUUGUGGCUGGGUAGCCCGGAUCCGGCCAAGCAGGGUGCGUAUGACAGUCUCAACGGGGAGGAUCUCGAGGCCCGGUUGAUGGUGUUUUGUAUGAGUUGUUCGCAUGGGUUUCAUGGGCAUCAUGCGCGGGAUUGGUUUGCGAGGCAUGCCAUGUGUCCUGUGCCGGAUUGUGGGUGUAUGUGCGGGCUUCUGAAGUAA
Messenger RNA from Cucurbitaria berberidis CBS 394.84, 2895 nucleotides. RefSeq names its product WD40 repeat-like protein. Lineage: Eukaryota; Fungi; Ascomycota; Dothideomycetes; Pleosporales; Cucurbitariaceae. The record is from RefSeq and is a predicted model, not a curated record. Gene Ontology annotation, biological process: positive regulation of TORC1 signaling. The coding region runs from base 1 to 2895 and encodes 964 amino acids. The transcript has 2 exons. Gene Ontology annotation, molecular function: protein binding. Gene Ontology annotation, cellular component: cytoplasm.